Entelurus aequoreus (snake pipefish) is the source of this 2558-nucleotide messenger RNA. RefSeq names its product oocyte zinc finger protein XlCOF22-like. Lineage: Eukaryota; Metazoa; Chordata; Actinopteri; Syngnathiformes; Syngnathidae. The coding region runs from base 317 to 1300 and encodes 327 amino acids. Gene Ontology annotation, biological process: regulation of transcription by RNA polymerase II. The transcript has a single exon. Gene Ontology annotation, molecular function: RNA polymerase II cis-regulatory region sequence-specific DNA binding; DNA-binding transcription activator activity, RNA polymerase II-specific. Gene Ontology annotation, cellular component: nucleus. The record is from RefSeq and is a predicted model, not a curated record.
CGUCCAGCAGCUGAUCGGUUAUCCAGAAGAAGUUUCCCCUCAGUUAGGGGGGAGCUCCACUUUGAAGCAGGAGACUCCACAACCACCCUGCAUUAAAAAGGAAGAGGAGGAACUCUGCAUCACUCAGGAGGGAGAGUGUCUUCUAGGACGAGAGGAAGCUGAUUACACCAAGUUUCCACUGAGUAUUCUCUCUGUGAAGACUGAAGAUGAUGAAGAGAAACCACAAGUAGACAACCUCUUAGCUCCACUAUCAGAUAGUGAGGCUGAAGACGAGGUUGAAGAACCUUUGAGCAGCGAUACAGACUGUGAAGGUGAUAUGAGGACUCACACUGACAACAAACACUCUGAAUGCUCUUCAAAGAAAAGAGGUAAAACAUGUUUGAGCUGCUCGGUUUGUGCUAGAAGGUUUAAUAACAAGAGCCUUUUGACUCGACACAUGAGAACACACACAGGUGAAAAACCAUUUAAUUGUUCAGUUUGUGGCAAAAGCUUUCCUCUAAAUUUUCGUUUGACUGAACACAUGAGAAUACACACAGGAGAAAAAAAAUUUAACUGUUCAAUUUGUGGUAAAAACUAUUAUUUUAAGAGCCGUUUGACUCGACACAUGAGAACACACACAGGUGAAAAACCAUUCCGUUGUUCAGUUUGUGGCAAAAGCUUUUCCCGAAAUUGUGAUUUGACUGAACACAUGAGAACACACACAGGUGAAAAACCAUUUAGUUGUUCAGUUUGUGGAAAAAGCUUUUCUCGAAAUAUCAAUUUGACUCACCACAUGAGAACACACACAGGUGAAAAAACAUUUACUUGUUCAGUUUGUGGCAAAAGCUUUUCUCGAAAUAUCAAUUUGACUCACCACAUGAGAACACACACAGGUGAAAAACCAUUUAGUUGUUCAGUUUGUGGAAAAAGCUUUUCACGAAGUAAUAAUUUGACUUACCACAUGAGAACACACACAGGUGAAAAAACAUUUAAGUGUUCAGUUUGUGGCAAAAGCUUUUCUGUUAAGAGCAACUUGACUCAACACAUGAGAACACACUCUGGAGAAAAAUCAUUUAGUUGUUCACUUUGUGGUAAAAGCUUUUCUGUUAAGAGCAGUUUGAUUGAACACAUGAGAACACACACAGGUGAAAAACCAUAUAAGUGUUCACUUUGUGGCAAAAGCUUUUCUGUUAAGAGCAAAUUGACUCAACACAUUAGAACACACACUGGAGAAAAACCAUUUAGUUGUUCAGUGUGCUGUAAAAGGUUCCCAUUUAAUGCAGACGCAGUAAAACACAUGAGAACACACAAGGGAAAAUAAUCAAUUAGCUGUUUAGUUUGUGGUAUGUUGCUCAUAUGUGGUGACAUCCACCCUACCCAGGACCUCCUCUCUGCUUCUUUCACAAAUAUCUGAGGUAUUCAUACAAACUUGGAUUAUUUGGAGCAUAAUCUUAUCUACUCAUGACCCCAUGUCUUCUCUGUAUCUGAAACCUUCCUGAACAGUAAAAUAGAUGAUGCUUCGAGUGCUUGGUUACUCCUUCUUCAGUCCAGGGACCUGGGGCCUCAUGUGUCAACUUUGUGCACGCUCAAAAACCUGCACUACACCCUUUUUCACUGCAAAGUUGAGAUGUGUCAAAACUGACGUUGACACAUAAGUGAUGCUGGGUAACUGUUUGCAUAACAAACUGCCAACUUUUACUCCUCAGACUGAUUGUUGUGCAAAUCAGAGACAUAUGAGCAAUUAAACCCCAGCACCCACAACCCAACCCCCACCUCCUUCGACAUUCGGGCAUAACAGGUUCAAUCCGGCCCGCCAGAUGAGUUUGAGAAGUGUAAAAUUCAGCUGUUUUUUUAAUGAAAGACACUGCUGUUCUAAAUGUGUCCACUGGAUGUCGCAAUAGCAAUUCUGUUAUGCAAGCAAAUAAUUCAUACCGGGGCGAGCAAGUACACCAAGCAAGAGGUACACGGUAAAGCGGGGCUGUGACUCCUCCCCCUCCACCCAACGUAAAACAAGAGUAAAAUAAGCAAUCAGUAACCCCACUUAAAAUGCAGCAUGAGACACUGCACACUGAUAUAGUUCUGUGAAAAUGAUUGUCUUCUGUGCAAAUGUAAAGAAAGUGAACAGUGUGUGAUUUACUGCAAUACUGUCAGUCUUUUAACUUUUUAUUUGUGCUUUGUUGAAAUUGUUCACACAUUUCACAGCUUUUAUUUUUGUAUCAAUACACAUUAUGUCUAGAAGACAGGAAGUAACUCAACACUCUUGAAUAGUUUCUACCUCAGUUUGUAUGGUUUGUUGAGUUAGCACAGGAUUAAUAUGUGGAAAUGACAAAUGAGGUAGUUGACGCAUAGAAUAGUUUUUAUUCAUGCUUUAUUUUGUUUUUUGUUUAAUCCUAGAUGGGUUGUGACUUAAAGUUUAAUUGCUUUGUAGAUAAACUGAGAUUAAGUCUAACUUCAUUGUGUUCUUCAAGGUGUUUUUGAAAAUUCACAAUUGUUUUCCCUCUAAAUGGUCAACUAACUUGAAGUGUUUUGUCAAGAGGAUUAUUUUGAUAUGUACAUUUUCAGAAUGUGCUUGUUCUAUU